Molecule: messenger RNA, 751 nt
Organism: Paramecium octaurelia
Lineage: Eukaryota; Ciliophora; Oligohymenophorea; Peniculida; Parameciidae
Source: the annotation of a GenBank genome assembly
AUGGGCUUUGUCCAACCCUAAACAAACAAAAAAGGUAUUAGGAAUACAUUUACCUUGUUAGAAAUACCUAAAAAUGUUAUUUCUUAAGUUAAGAAUAAUUUUAAAGGUUAAUUUUUCAAAUGGUAGUGAAUUUUUCCUUUAAAUGAAUGAAAAUUUAACAUUUUCCUUUAGAUUUUGGAAAUUUUCAAAUUCACCAAUAUCGGUGCAGUAUCACCUGGAUAAUAAAAAGCCAAAUUAGAUGGUCAUUCAUCAACUGUUUUUUCAAUUAGUUAUUCUCCUGAUGGUACUACAUUAGCAUCUGGCAGUUUUGAUACAUCUAUCCGUUUAUGGGAUGUUAAGACAGGAUAAUUAAAAGCCAAAUUAGAUGGUCAUUCUAAUACAGUUUCUUCAGUCAAUUUCUCCCCUGAUGGAAAUACAUUAGCAUCUGGUAGUGAUGAUAACUCUAUCCGACUUUGGAAUGUACAAACAUCAAAAGAAAUACUUCAAUCAGAUAGUAACUAUAAAGAUUUGCUUGCCUAGUUUAACAUACCUCUUCAAAAUAGCUUCUUAUUGCCAAAUGGUAUUUAUUAUUAAUUAUUAUUUAGUUAAUCCAGAUCUUACAAUACUUAGAAUAUGUUAGAAUCCUUUAUUUGAAGCAUCAGGAACACUUAUCCUAUAAGGACAGUUCAUUAAUCAUUAAGGGAAAGAUUUAAAACCUUUGUUUAAAUCCAAAGGAAGUUGCUUUUUAGAAGACUUAAAGCAAAAGAAGUGA